Thalassophryne amazonica is the source of this 710-nucleotide messenger RNA. RefSeq names its product DNA polymerase delta 4, accessory subunit (gene pold4). Bases 161 to 484 code for a protein of 107 amino acids. The transcript has 5 exons. Gene Ontology annotation, cellular component: delta DNA polymerase complex. Gene Ontology annotation, molecular function: DNA-directed DNA polymerase activity. Gene Ontology annotation, biological process: DNA-templated DNA replication; DNA synthesis involved in DNA repair. NCBI's taxonomy places the organism in Eukaryota, Metazoa, Chordata, Actinopteri, Batrachoidiformes, Batrachoididae. The record is from RefSeq and is a predicted model, not a curated record.
GAGAGGGAAUCCACUGUGGGAUUUGCUGCUUGUGUGAGGAGAAGAAGAAAAUGACGUUACUGUUUUGGUUGAUCGAGAUUUAAUUAGAAGUUUUCUUUUAAAACGGGAUUAAAGAUCUGACGAAACUUUGACUCUUACAAUAAAUCGAUGAUCUGUCACCAUGACAACCAAGCCUGGAUUGAUAACUGAUUCUUUCAAGGUGGUGAAGAAAGCAAGAAGAGACAACAAACGAGAGAAGAGGCCCACUCCUCCGCCAAACAUAGCGGCUGAGGAUGAAACUUUAAAAGACAAUGAGCUGGAGAAGCUCAGACAGUUUGAUCUGGACUGGAGAUUCGGGCCUUGCAUAGGUAUUAGCAGACUGCAGAGGUGGGAGAGGGCACAGCUACAUGGUCUGAACCCUCCUGAAGAGAUUAGAGACCUGCUACUGCACACACAUAAUGACCCCGAGCACAACCUGAGUUUAUGGAGCAGCUAUGCUUUGUGAUGGACCAUGUCUGAAGACUUAAUGACCACGUCUUCUACUACUAUUUCUUCUUCUUCUUCUUUUUCUUCUGUGCUUUAUGAUGGACCAUGUUAGAAAUCUGAAAGAUGCACAAAGUGGCAACAAAAGAAAAGAAGCAUGAUAAAAUAUGGGAUUUUGUGUAUGUUUUCCCAACCAUUUUACGCUGACGUUUGAAAAAAUAUGUUAAUAAAUUUUAAAUCAAAAGAAA